GAAACAAAUCCAAGGAAUCCAUGGCGGCGGAAGAGACGACGACGACGACGACGAGGAUGGAGAUGGUGGCGCUGCGGAGCCAGGAGGGCGUGGAUUUCGUGGUUCCACCUUCUUACGUCGUAGGAUGGAGCUCGACCGCGACAACUACAUCGUCCCCGCCGACGGCGACGAGACCAAGUACACCCAUAUCUUGCUCCGCUCCAUCCGAGCCGACGUCCUACCCAAGGUUCUGCACUACUGCAAGAGGCACGCCAUUGCCACUGACGACGACCGGGCCCUCGGCGGCGAUUGGGACGCGGGGUUCAUCGGCAGCGUCGACCUCGACACCCUCUACGAUCUCAUCCUGGCUUCGGAGAAGCUCGAGGUCCGAGGGCUCCUCGGCCUGAGCUGCCGGGCCCUCGCCGACAAGAUCAAGGGGAAGUCGCCACGCGAGACCUGCCAUAUCCUCGACAUCAGGGGCAUCUUCGACGGACGCGGAUCUUUCACGCAUAUGCUUCGGAGCCCUGCUAUCUUGGCCAUCCGCCACUGUUGUGUGUCUCGAGAUGCGAGGAGAACCUAUGGGCACUUAAACUCUCGAUUAGCAGGAGUAGUUCUGUAGGUCUGCUUCGUAGGUCCUCCUCCAGGAAUAGUGGCCGGCAGUAGACUUGUAUGGUUUUGUUGUUUUUCACACAGUGCCAGCAUCUCCCAGCACAAAAAGCAUUAUUGUAUGAGGUCCAUGCAUGUCUCUCCUUCAAA
Molecule: messenger RNA, 735 nt
Organism: Triticum aestivum (bread wheat)
Lineage: Eukaryota; Viridiplantae; Streptophyta; Magnoliopsida; Poales; Poaceae
Product: SKP1-like protein 15
Exons: 2
Coding region: 125-598 (157 amino acids)
Biological process (GO): ubiquitin-dependent protein catabolic process
Source: RefSeq, a predicted model, not a curated record